AAAAGAAAAAAAUAGGAACAAUGUUGUGCGGUAUAAGACAUUGCAUGCCGUCUGUAGUGAGACGUAUUUCAUUAUUUCGUCAGAAUAAUAAGCGGUACGAGAUAAAUAAUAAUAACGAGUUUGUGAACAAGGUGAUGAACGGCACUGUGCCAGUUAUAGUCAAUUUUCACGCGGAAUGGUGCGACCCGUGUAAGAUAUUGACACCCAAGUUAAUAGAACUUAUAGAGCCUAUGGACAAGUUAGAUCUGGCCAUAGUUGAUGUAGAAGAAAAUCCUGAACUGGUGCACGUCUUCGAGGUGAAAGCCGUACCCGCAGUGAUAGCGAUUUCGAAUGGCUUAGUCGUAGACAAAUUUAUCGGUUUAGUCAAUACUGAGAUGAUAGAGAGUUUAAUACAAAAGCUAACGCACGAAGGACCAACGACUACGGAAAGUAGCGAUACCAAGUCGUAGUCAUGACAACACAGUAAAUUGUAUAAUACACACUUUAUGCUUCCAUUUCUCUCUAUCAAUUAAAUGUAUUUUCAUACUUGUAGAGAGAGAAUGUAACAUUUCAAAGCUACUUCGUCCAAGAAUUAUGGCCUUUUUUUAUCUAAUCAUGCUCAGAUAAGCACUGUAGGUAAAAAUUUAUAUAUAUAUAUAUAUAUAUAUAUAUAUAUAUAUAUAUAUAUGUUGUAAAAUGGCAAUAUAACGUUAACUGACUAACGAAGCUAAUGUAUAUGUAUUAAUACUCAUGAAUCUGUUAAUGUCCAGAUUAUAUAUUAUAUUGAAAUAUUUAUACUUCUAUAUUCUAUAACACAGAGAGCUUAUUCAAUAGCCUAUAUUCUUGAAUCGACCAAAAAGAUGUAGAAAUUUUCCUUAAGAAUCUUAAGAUGUUUGAAAGAUGCGAGAGACGAUUCCUAUAUCAUAGCAAAGAUAGAUUAUAGAAGCUAUUGCAAAGCCUGUAAACUUGUAUGAAGCACUUGUGAUAUAUAUCUUUUUAGACACGACUUUUUUCAAUAUAUUCUUGAGAUAGCUGUUCAUAUCUUCACUUAAUAUUUAUAUAAGUGUCAUAUAAGUAUAAUAAAAAUUACUUAACGAGUCAAACCGAUAACGAAUUAUGUGCAAUGAUGAUAAAUUUUCAAAGUGAUACGAAUUGCGUUUGGACGUAUAACGGUACAUAUUUUUAAAAUACACUUUAUAUACAUAUACAUAUAUUUUUCUGAUGUAGCUUAAUUUCUUUCAAUAAUAUA
Molecule: messenger RNA, 1228 nt
Organism: Temnothorax curvispinosus
Lineage: Eukaryota; Metazoa; Arthropoda; Insecta; Hymenoptera; Formicidae
Product: thioredoxin, mitochondrial
Exons: 1
Coding region: 21-449 (142 amino acids)
Cellular component (GO): cytoplasm
Molecular function (GO): oxidoreductase activity, acting on a sulfur group of donors, disulfide as acceptor
Source: RefSeq, a predicted model, not a curated record